UCACGUAAUCGGUCACUGAAUAAACAACCAGCCUACACACAUUCCGGAGCUUCUAGUAUAAGAAGUCACUUCGCUGAAUGCAUGCUUGGUCACAUUCGACAAGUUUUAUAUCCCUUAGUCAAUAACUUUCUGAAUUCUGAUAACAAUCAUGAAAAUUUUGGAGGCGGAAACGAGAUCGACA
Molecule: messenger RNA, 181 nt
Organism: Trichobilharzia regenti
Lineage: Eukaryota; Metazoa; Platyhelminthes; Trematoda; Strigeidida; Schistosomatidae
Source: the annotation of a GenBank genome assembly